GGGACCUGAGAAGUGGAAGAUGCAUGGCUGCUGCUCCAUGUCCUCCGCGUUAAUGCUAUCAACCAACCCUAAUCACAUAAUCCAUCCUACUCUCCGUCCCCUAUAAACGCACCCAUAUGUUCUUCUUCUGGCUUCUCCCCUUCCUCCUCUCAUCAGACACCCGCAUAUCUACUCCACUCCUUCUCGAUGGCUCGCGUUGAGCUCCGGCAGGCGGUGCCGGUGACAUGUUGGCUGCUGCUGCUGUUCUCCGCAUUCGGAUCAGUUCGGCCGGCGCCGCAAGUCCCAUGCUACUUCAUCUUCGGAGACUCCCUUGUCGACAAUGGCAACAACAACAACAUGGCGUCGUUGGCGGUGGCGAACUACCCGCCCUACGGCAUCGAUUUCCCCGGCGGCCCCAGCGGAAGGUUCAGCAAUGGCUUGACCACCGUGGACGCAAUUGCUUCACUGUUAGGUUUCGAGGACUUCAUCCCACCCUACGCAAACACAAGAGGGCAAGCACUGCUCUCCGGCGUCAACUUCGCGUCUGCGGCUGCUGGAAUACGGGAGGAAACCGGGCGGCAACUGGGUGGGAGAACUCCUUUCAGCGGCCAGUUGCAGAACUACCAGCAAGCCGUGCAGCAGAUGGUCAACAUCCUGGGCGACGAAGACACUGCAGCGAACUACCUUAGAAAGUGCAUCUUCUCCGUCGGCAUGGGCAGCAAUGACUACCUCAACAACUACUUCAUGCCGGCGUUCUACCCGACCGGGCAACAGUACACCCCGGAGGAAUACGCCGACGACCUCAUCGCACAGUACGCUCGGCAGCUAAAGGUACUGUACAACUACGGGGCGAGGAAGGUGGCGUUGAUAGGAGUGGGUCGGGUGGGGUGCAGCCCUAACGAGCUUGCGCAGCGAAGCCCUAAUGGCAUCACCUGCGUCGAGGAGAUCGACAGCGCCAUUCGAAUCUUCAACUCGAAGCUGAUGAGACUGGUGGAUGAGUUCAACACCUUGGACGGUGCACACUUCACCUACAUCAAUGGUUAUGGGAUCUUCGAUGACAUCUUGAAGCAUUCUGCAGCUUACGGUCUUAGGGUUACCAACAGGGGGUGCUGUGGAGUGGGAAGGAACAAUGGCCAGAUCACAUGCUUGCCCUACCAAGCUCCAUGCCCGGACAGGAACAGGUACCUCUUCUGGGAUGCCUUCCAUCCAUCAGAAGCUGCAAACAUCAUCGUCGGCAAGAGGUCUUACAGUGCUCAAUCUUCGUCUGAUGUCUACCCCAUGGACAUCCGAACCCUAGCACGUAUCUGAUGUCCUCCCAUUAGGGUUGACGCAUGAGUGAUCUUUCUCCUACUAAACUGUCCUUUGUCGUUGUUUACUUUAAAGAAGGUUCCUUAAUCAUUAUCUUUUGAUCGAGGAAUCAGAUAAGACUCGUUUACCCUUCA
Messenger RNA from Musa acuminata AAA Group (dessert banana), 1421 nucleotides. RefSeq names its product GDSL esterase/lipase At5g45670-like. The transcript is spliced from 5 exons. Bases 187 to 1287 code for a protein of 366 amino acids. Gene Ontology annotation, molecular function: hydrolase activity, acting on ester bonds. Lineage: Eukaryota; Viridiplantae; Streptophyta; Magnoliopsida; Zingiberales; Musaceae. The record is from RefSeq and is a predicted model, not a curated record.